This is a messenger RNA of Cyphomyrmex costatus, 984 nucleotides long. Its product is annotated as ester hydrolase C11orf54 homolog. Gene Ontology annotation, cellular component: nucleus. The record is from RefSeq and is a predicted model, not a curated record. Bases 1 to 984 code for a protein of 327 amino acids. Lineage: Eukaryota; Metazoa; Arthropoda; Insecta; Hymenoptera; Formicidae. The transcript is spliced from 6 exons. Gene Ontology annotation, molecular function: hydrolase activity, acting on ester bonds; zinc ion binding.
AUGGCGGAAAUGUUAAAUGGCGAUUCUUUUACGACUGACGAACUUCCAUAUGAAAUGUACGAACUAGAGCCACCUACACUUUCAGAAAUCGCAGCAGUUUUGCAAAAUGGAAUGGAACCCUUGUUUGACUUCUUGAAAGUUGACGUAGCUAGCUGCCCUUGUUUAACUAGAGAACCAUAUAAUCUUGUUGGAGUAGGAUUAUGUGGCAACACAGCAAUAGUAGAAUUUCCUGGUUCCACAGAAAACAUACCGUGGAAUGAAAGAACACGUGAUAUUAAAUCUGUGCUAAGUGCCAGCUGCCAAGAUUCCUUUAUCAUUGGAAGUUCGUACGCUACAAAACCACAAAUGCCUUAUUUUGGACACCUCAUUAUGAAUGCAAAGUACAGAGCACCUGAGAAUUUUACGAAUGCGAGUCGCAUUAUUUUCACAAGAACAGACAACGGACAGAGAAGGAUAGAAACGUUAAUUCAUCCUAAUCAAAUGACAUACGCCAACCACGGCAGUUUUUUUCUCAGCGAGGGCAGAACGGGGAAUGUUAUCAGAAUGCGUGCCAGGGGUCGUAGAAUGACUAACAUGGACAUCAUAACUUUAAUGCAAAAGAUCCUUUCUGAAUAUACUGGAAGAAAUACGACUGAAUUUUUUGGUGGUGUUCUAAGAAUGAGAUACGGACAAGUGGCAUGUAAUGUUAUGUGUGACGAAUAUCCGGGGCGGAUAUUAUCAUUUAACAAUUUUUUUUUACAACAGCAAUGUAUCGAGAUAACUCUAGAAUCAGAUUUGAUAGCAGUUGGUGUGAUAUUUAACAAUAUUCCACUACCAUUAGCUGAUCAGGAACAGCGUUACGGAAUUAAUCUGUACAAUAGAAGUGAGUUCCAUUGUUUUUCUAAUUAUGGAGCAGGCGGACAAUUUAUUAGCGAUACUACUCCGAAUACGACGGAAUAUGAAGGUUACUUCAAUGUAGCGAAAAAGUUGAUUGACGUUAAAUAG